This is a messenger RNA of Cetraspora pellucida, 930 nucleotides long. NCBI's taxonomy places the organism in Eukaryota, Fungi, Glomeromycota, Glomeromycetes, Diversisporales, Gigasporaceae. The record is from the annotation of a GenBank genome assembly.
AUGGCUACAAGUAAUCAGGAUGCUCUACUUAAAAUAGAUAUAGGUGAUUGUUGUAUAGUCUGUUUUGAUGUCUCUGCAUGUUAUAGAGGUAAUAUAUCAUAUUUUGACCAGCUAGAGGAAAUUCUAGACCAUCCUGAUGCACCAGGAGUAGUCAUGUUAUACCUUCUUAGCCGUGAUUUAUCAAAUUGGAGUCUGGAAAAAAUUCCUGCAACUAAAAUGAAGAUAGAAACAAUCUGUAAAAAAGUAUACCAGGAUUAUUUUGAAUGGUGCAGUUGUAAUGGAGAAAAGCUAUUAACUAGUAAGGUCGCUAGAAAGAAGUUUUCACAAAUCAGCAUUGAUUGGGCACGUUCACGAGAUAAUAGAACUACAGACAUGCCUAUAUUCAAUAUGCCAGAAUUUAUUCCUCCAAAAUUAAUCCCACCUCAGGCAGAAAAGAAUCUCUCUCCUAGUGAUAAGAAAGAAGAUAAACAGAAAAAUCUAACUCAAGCUCUAUUCGACUAUGUGGAAGAAGAAGCUGAAACACUAGUUGCUUCAACAUCUGGGACUUCUGAAAUUUCUAAGAUGUCUAACUUACCUGAGCCAAAAAUCAUUGAGCGGUCUCAAAAGGACCAGACUAGCAAGCUUCCCAAACCUAUUGAGCUUAUAAAUAGAGUAGUGCCCUCUGAUACACCUUCUAAAGAAACUGAUUCUUUCAAGCCUAUCAAUGAAAUACCAUUUACCAUACUUAUGAGCAGGGCCCAGCAUGAAGAGCGCCUUAGAAAAAGGGCAAUCGAACUUGGUGAAGAUUCUGAUAUAUUUGUAACUAUCACAGAAAAGGACAUGCUCGAUUCUACUGCAUUUCAUUAUAAAAUGGAAAUGGAUGCACGAAUGUGUGGUUAUGCAAAAGAGAUGGAAAAAGACCCUAAAGAAUAUAUGGACAUGUCAGUGUGA